AUGGCCCUCUGCUGCUGCCCACCUUGUUGUGAGCCAUGUUGCUGCAAGACCACCUGCUGCAAGACCACCUGCUGCCAGCGCUGCUGCUGUGAGCCCAGCUGCCCUGAGUCCAACUGUUGUCAGCCUUGCUGUCUCCCAUGUUGCUGCAGCAUACCCUGCUGCCAGCCCUGCUGCUGUGAUACCACCAGCUGCAAGACCACCUGUUGCAAGCCAACCUGUGUGAACAUCUGCUACAGCACACCCUGCUGCCAGCCCUGCUGCUGCCAACCCUGUUGCUGUAUGCCUACCUGCUGCCAGCCUUGCUGCUGCCAACCCUGUUGCUGUGUGCCUACCUGCUGCCAGCCUUGCUGCUGUGUGCCCACCUGCUGCCAGCCCUGCUGCUGUGUGCCCAGCUGCUGUGAAAGCACCUGCUGUGGCACCACCUGCUGCAAGGACACCUGUUGCACGCCAACCUGUGUGACCAUCAGCUGCAGCACACCCUGCUGCCAACCCUGCUGCUGCUGA
Microtus oregoni (creeping vole) is the source of this 504-nucleotide messenger RNA. RefSeq names its product keratin-associated protein 9-1-like. The transcript has a single exon. The record is from RefSeq and is a predicted model, not a curated record. Lineage: Eukaryota; Metazoa; Chordata; Mammalia; Rodentia; Cricetidae. The coding region runs from base 1 to 504 and encodes 167 amino acids. Gene Ontology annotation, cellular component: keratin filament.